Molecule: messenger RNA, 2010 nt
Organism: Fopius arisanus
Lineage: Eukaryota; Metazoa; Arthropoda; Insecta; Hymenoptera; Braconidae
Gene: Jhbp16
Product: Juvenile hormone binding protein 16
Exons: 4
Coding region: 171-905 (244 amino acids)
Source: RefSeq, a predicted model, not a curated record
AGAGUGAAAGCGCGAACACUGAGUACGAGCGAGGUUGUUUUACGUUUGUAUGUUGUAUGAAUCGUGUUGUAAUUGUGUCGUAUCUCAGUAACUGCUCCGAACAGAAAGACCUGGUGGAUCUAUUCAUGUAAAACAAAAUAAUAUUAGUGAGUUUGACGCAACGUGAAAUCAUGUACCGGGAAUUUGUCAUUGUGUCCCUCUGUGCCAUUGGAGUAUUCUCUGCUGAAUUUGAGGAUGCCUUCAGAAGCUGCUAUCCAGACGUUAGUGGAUUUGAUUCCUGCAUCAGGGAGGGCCUCAAUGCCGCCAGGCCGUAUUUCAAAACAGGUUUACCAAAAUACAGCAUUGCUCCGUUCGAUCCAUUUUUUGUUAAGGAAGUCACCGUCAAAAGAGGACUAACGAAUUUUGGAUUCAGUUUGACGCUAAGGAAUAUCACCGAGAGCGGUUGGACUGCUAGCAAAGUCACGAAAUUCGUCAGCGAUUUGGCUAAUUACAAAGUUGUUUACACUCAAAGUUUCCCAGCAAAAUUUCUGAAUGGCAAUUAUGAAUUCAGGGGAAAUAUUAUGGGCCCCAGGAUGGUGAACAAUGGAAGAUUCACAUUAGAUUUAUAUGAUCUCGUCCAAACCACGACAGUCACCAAGGAACCGGGCUCGAAGAUAGCUGUACGUGUAGAAGUCCAAACCAUUCGCGAUCUAAAACUUCACAUCACGAACCUAGUCCAAGGCCGUUCUUUUAUCGAAACCAUCGUAGAUAGAAUAAUCAACAGUGCUUGGCAACCAGGUUUUGUCGUGACCCGUGGUAUCAUUAAUGAUCUGGUGUCUAACGCAUUCACAGAAAUCUUCGGAAAGGCUUUUUCAGAUUUUCCAUUUGACAAAAUCAUUAGGAAGAAAUCUGUCAAGAUUUCUUAAACAAUUCACUAAUAAAGUGUCAAGAAGAUACAAAUAUUUUCCUACAUUAUUCAAUUGUUUAUAAAUAUUUUCUUUCUAUGAAACAGAUAGAGACGAAACCUGUCAUCAGGAAACUUUUACGGUGGAUUUCAGUGAUUACAAGAACUGCCUAUUGGCAUUUACGAUUAAUUUUUCAGUUUGAGACUUACGAAUUAAUUUGUCUAAAAAAAUCAUAAUUUUUCUUGGUAUUCAUUUCAAUUUGCCAUUGGCGGUUUUCUCCUUGUAAAUAUGAGUAAAAUAUAUUUGUAAUGAAUUUUUUUAAUCUUUUGUAGAUAAUCAAUGACUUCUUGAUGUUCUCCUAAUUCACGCAGCGCUUCAUAUAUUGCAAGUUUGGUGGAUUUAAAGUAACGCAUAAAGAUAAUUACAAAACAGGGAAGAAAAGAAGGGCGAAUGUUUAAAUCGUUAGCUGUUUACCUUGAGACAUUCUCGGGAUACUGUACGGUCUCUGACCCCACAUUCUUUUAUUCCGCUAUAGGCACUGGAAACUGCGAAUCUAACGCUAACCUCGCUUGGUUCGGUUAGAUCGCACUUUUCGGACCCUAUAGGAAUAAAACAUCAUGUGCCUCAUGAAAAUAAACUAUUUUCUGACGAAAUGUGAUUAUAACGCUCGCCCUGAAAAUACUUUUCUCCCUAGAGGCACAAUAUAUUAUCAUCACACUAUAGCCGUAGCUCCACGUCCAUCCAGUCGAAUUCGACAGGUUUGAUCCCCCGAUGAAACUCCAUUCUUUUAUAGAGAAAUAAAAAUUAAAAAUAGAACGAAUGAUACUGAUUUGUAUGAUACGUUGGACAGAAGUUAGAUCGGGCUGUGCACAGAGCAGGAACAAAAUUUAAUAUAUUGUAAUGCUAAUUAAAAAUAAAGUCAGUUGUGUGGACUGGUGACGUCAAUACAGCUGUCAUUUUGCAAAACAUGAUGAGAAGCAUAACCAUGAUCAUGUUGUUGUUGUUGUAAUGAAAAGAAUUACUUUGCCAAAUAAAUUUACGAACUAUAAGAGAAAACUCACAUUUAAAAUGUGAAAAUAUUAUAUAAAAUAUUCAUCUACAUUUGCUUGUGUUAAAUAGAUUUACU